AUGACUCAUGGUAUGCUUAAUACAUAUGUUAGUCCUUUAUUUUGGAGUAGGUGAAUUUGCUCUAUAGAUGGAGAGCAUAAAAUAUGAAAGUUAAAAGUAUAAUAAUAAUUAACAAUUUUUAGAUUGUAAAGAAUAAUGUUCCCUUAAAACAAAUAUUCAAAAGAUCCAAGCAAAACAUCAAGGAAGGGAGAACAAGAGUUAUGUUUUAUAAGUGUAUAUUGCUGUGAAUAAAAUACAUUCUUAAUUGAUAGUAAAGUAUUACUUUCUAAUUGAGAUAAAUAAAAUCUAUGGGGUUUCGGGAGUUCAUAAUUUUCAUAAUUGGGAUUGUAGCAAUCUUCAGUAGUAACUCCAGUGAAUAUUUCUUAAAUAACAUAGAAUUUAUAUAAAUCUGUUAGUGGAGGGAGUGGUUAUGUUGUAGCCUAUUCAACAAACAAGAAACUAUAUGUUUGGGGGAAUUGGCAUCAAUUAAAUUAUGGAGAAAUAUUAAAACUAUCAGAAAAGUAGGGAUUCUCUGAAUAGAUUGAUUAAUAAUAUUAAAUAAGCUGUUUAGAUAUAACUUAUAAUUUUUCAAUAACAAGAAAUAUUGAAAAUGAGAGAAGAUAAAGUCAUUUACCAAAUCAUUAGGCAGAUAUUAUAGCUAUGAAAUGUGUGGGAACAACAACAUAUUUAUUAACUCCUAAUUAAUUAUAUUGUUUAGGUUUAUAAUAAUAAUUUACAGUUUAAUUUAUUGGGAUAGCUUGUGGUAAAAAACAUAUAUUGGGUUGGGAUGAUAAUGGUAAAGUAUGGAGUUGGGGAGAAUAUGCAGAUGGUAAAUUAGGUUAUAUGGAUUUUAUAUAAUAAGAAUAGAAAUCACCUAAAUUAAUAGAAAACAUAACAAAUAAUAUAGUUUCAUGUGUUUGUGGAUUAAAUUAUAGUAUUGCACUUGAUACAAAAGGAGACAUAUAUGGAUGGGGUAAAGGUCCAUUUAAAAUGGAUUUAUCUUUAGCUGUUACACCUACUAAAUUAUGUUAAAAAUAAAGACCUUUUAUUAAAAUUAUAGCAGGAGAUUCUCAUUUUGGUGCUCUUGAUUUAUAAGGUUAACUUUUUGGAUGGGGAAUUAAUCAUAAAAAUUGUUUAGGCAAUUUAACAGAUCUAAUUAGAUAUCCUUAAUUGUUUGAAUUGUAAAAUAUUAAAAUUAUUGAUGCAGCCAUGGGAUCUACAUCUACUGUAUUAAUUAUACCUAUUAAUGAUAAUUAUAGAGUUCCUAAUUUAAAUAUUGAUUAAUAUACUUCACAUUAAUAAAAAAGAAUUAAAGAAGAAACUGCUUUCAUGAAAGAAUUUGCGGAUCGUAAAAAUAGACUUGAUUAAGUCUAAUUCAAAUCACCCACUCAAAAUUAUUGUGAAACUCCUAUCUCUUUUAAAAAUAAUUCACAUUAUGAAGAAGCUGUUUAUUUACUUAAAACUAUGAAAAAUUAAGCAGAAUCAUUAAGAGAUAAUCAAAGAUUUAAAAAUACUCCAAGUUCUAUUCAUUAAACUAAUGAUUUUCCUAAUUCUUAGACUUAAAUCACUUUUUAAGAAUAUGAUGAUGUUACUACUAAAUUAAAAUAAUUAGAAAAUGAAAAUUAUUUAUAUAUCCCUUUAUGUUAAAGCACUACUCCAAAUAAUUAUUAAUUAAUUGAUUAAAAUGAUUGUCAUAAUAAUGAUCUUUUAAAUUAUGAAAAUGAUAUGUUGAAACUCUAAUAUAUACUUAUGGUUAAAUCUUAAGAUGAAACUAAAUUUAUGAGAAAUCUAUUAGUUGAUCCUAAGAAACAUUAAUAAGAAAAUAUUAAUUCAUUAUUUUUUAAAUAAAGAAUACUUAAAUAAAAAUAAAUUCAUAAAACAUUAUAUGAUAAAAAGAAAUUCCAUGAUAAAUUUGAUUAAUUUGAUCCUUACUUUUUAAACAAUGUUAAAAGGGAUAUCAAAAUAAUAAAUGAUUAAAGAAAAGAAAUCUUUUUUAUAAAAUAAAAAUAACGUGAAUAAAUUAAUAAAGAAUUAAGUGAAAGAAUGUAAUCUUAAAAACUACCUUUCUAAAAUAGAGAUGAAAUUAUUAAAUGUAUUUAAAAUAAAGCUUAAGAAAAAGAUUUGAAAUUAAAAUUAGUUUAAUUAAAAAAAAAGGAAAACUAUAUUGGAAAAAUUAAUCUUAUUUAAUAAUAAAUAUUGGAAAAAACUCCAGAAUUUAAAUAUAAAAAAAAACUUGAUAAUAUCAAAACUAAAUAAAAUCUAUAAAUAUUAAAUAUGAUUUUAAUCUAUUUAAAUACUGAAAAUAUCUGUUAAAUGGUUUAAGAAACAAGCCAACGUGGUUUAGAAUUAAAAAGAAUGAUGUUUAAAGAACAUAUGAAGGCAAGAAUUAUCUAGAAUACAAUUAGAAAAAGAAAUAUCAUAAAAAGAAUCAAACAAAAAUUAGGAUUAAGAUAAAAAAAAAUAUUACUUUCUUUUAUUUUUAGAUUUAAAAUUAAUUUUAGAAUUAAGUCUAAAUAUGAACAUCUUAGAAAGAUUAAUCUAUUUAAUUUAAAAAAAUAACUAUUUAUUAAAAUAGCUAUAAAUCUUAAAACAAUUACUAUAAAGACCAAAACUAUAUAAAGAUUUUGUAAAUCGUAUAACAACAUGUUUUAUGUAUAGCUUAGUUAUUUAAAUUAUAAAUGGGAUGAAUAUAUAAAAAAUUGUUUUAAAGGAAAUAUGACAGAAAAAGAACGUGAAGAAAUUAAAUAACAUGAAUUACCAGACUUACUUGAUAAAUAAAAUCAUAUUGUUAAAAAAUUAACUGCACCUAUAAAAAGUAAAAAUAUUUUUUUAAGUGAAUUAAAAUUGAAUUUAAAACCAGUUUUAAAAGCUACAGAAUUGAAAACUAAUUUACUAAAGAAAGUGAAAACAAUAGUUUAAAUUGAUGAAGAUAUUUAAGAUGUAGAUCUUAAAUUUUCUGAUAGAAUUUUAUUGCCAUAUACUAAUUAUAUUGAAAAUGUUGCACUUUCUGUAGCAUCUAAAAUUAGAUUUGAUUAUUAGAUGAUGAAAUAAUUAGAUGUACAUGAAAAAGUAUAUAUGGAAGAAUUAAAUGUUAAAUUAGAGGUUUUAAAAGAACAAUUAGAGAGAAUAAGAAGAGAUCAUUUCCGAUAAAUGAGAGAAGUAAACAAUCAAAUAUAUUUUAAAGUUUUACAUAAAAUUAAAUGAUUAUAAAGAAAACCAUAAAUAGUAAAUUUCUAUAGAUCGAGCAAAAGCAAUGAUUAGAUUUAAAGUAGAUGGAUCAGAAUUUAAAAUACUUAAAUAAAAAGAUGAUUAAGAUCUUAAGUAAAUAUUAUUGAAAAGGGAAACAGCUAGAAGGAAAUAUGGUCAAAAUUCACUGAUUUUUAAAGAUGUUAUAUUUAAUAAAAUCAGACAAUUAUAAUAAGAUUAACAUCCAUUCCCUAAUUUGAUAAUAAAAUUAGCAGAGAAUAUGUGUGCUGAUAUCAGACCAAAGUUUAAAUUAAAACUUAAUCAACAUGAAUGGGCAAGAUUAUUCACUUAAUAUCAAUAGGAACUUAAAUAAAGAUAUACUUAAAUUAUGAAUGAAGCUAGAAAAAGUUAAUCUUAGAAAACAAAAUAAGUUAAAUCCAAAAAGGUUAUUUAGAGAAUAAGACAUUUUAAAACAGAAUCUUGAAUAACAUCAAAUCUAC
Messenger RNA from Paramecium sonneborni, 3665 nucleotides. The record is from the annotation of a GenBank genome assembly. Lineage: Eukaryota; Ciliophora; Oligohymenophorea; Peniculida; Parameciidae.